This is a messenger RNA of Drosophila grimshawi, 1555 nucleotides long. RefSeq lists its product as uncharacterized. NCBI's taxonomy places the organism in Eukaryota, Metazoa, Arthropoda, Insecta, Diptera, Drosophilidae. Gene Ontology annotation, cellular component: extracellular region. Gene Ontology annotation, molecular function: chitin binding. The coding region runs from base 1 to 843 and encodes 280 amino acids. The transcript has a single exon. The record is from RefSeq and is a predicted model, not a curated record.
AUGAUUUGUAUUAAGUUGUUGCUAGUGGUUUUUGGUUGCCUCGUUGCUGGCAGCCAGGCCAAUCCGCAAGUGGUUAAUAAUAGCUUAGCCAUUGAUUCAGCUGACCUUGUAAGUAAUCCGUGCCAGGAUGUGCGCCUCGGUGGAUUCAUCUGCGUCGAUUGUUCGACGCUCGGCUUCUGUUCGCAUGUCGAUGACCAGUGGCAGACGGUCUCCAUAACCGAGUGUCAGACGGAGCGUGGCUUCUACUGCAGCGAUGAGGGUACCUUUGGGUGCACCUGGCAGCCCAAGUGUCAAGUGCCGGUGCGCGGCAAGUUCUUCUGCCAAUCACCUGGCAUCUUUCCGGAUCCGUACGACUGUCGCAACUAUCAUGUGUGCAACGAGCAGAAUGUGGAUACACGCCAUCAAUGUACCAAUGGAGCCGCCUACUCACUGCUUGCAAACAGCUGCAGCUUGCCCCGAGAGAGUGAGCAGUGCACUGAGAAGCAAUACGAGUGCAAUUAUGUGGGUCAAACGGGCGUUUGGCUCUCGAACAGCAACUACUACUAUAUCUGCCAGAAGGAUAGGCAAGGCGAUCAAGAUGUCUUUUAUCCGCUAAUGAUGAAAUGCAGCGAUGACUACAGUUUCAAUGGACAUAGCUGUGUGCCCAACAUUAAGUUCAUAGAACCCAGUUCACUAAUGACACCGGAGAAGGCAGAGCUCUGCGAGGAACUCAAAAUGUAUCCUACAGAAAGCCUGCAUGGGUAUCUUCUGUGUCACAAUGGAGAACUAACCUCUUAUACAUGCCCCGUAGGUACCACCUUUGAUGGGCAUAGUGGCAUAUGCAAACCACAUUAUGUUGAUUAAUAUAUGUAUGUGUAUAUUAAAAUAUUUUCACAAUAAAGUCAUUAAAGCAAAACAUUAAAUUAGUUCAUAAUUUGCAUUAGUCUGGCUCUCAUAUCAGGGAUGACACAUUACACAUUCUUAUCAAAUACAUGGAUGAUUUUUAUAAUUUGUGCAAUCGCUUUUAAUUAGUACCCUUAACAUUUCGGGGCUCGUGCUUAUCUCAUGUUAUUUAAACUGUUGCUCGAAGAGCUCAAGAAUCAAUAUUCUUCAUAGAAUGAGUGGAUUUAGGUUGUUGCUGAUACUGUUGCUGAGCAUCCUAACUGGCUGUCAGGACACAGGAGUUGUAGCCAAAGAUGUGCCAUGUGAAAAUGGAAUGCUUUAUCCGGCAGAUCCACCGUUUUCCUAUUACUACUGCAUUAAUGGGGAACCACAGUAUGAGCCCUGUCCAGUUGGCACUUACUUUGAUGCCACAUUUCUCAUGUGUCGCCAUGGCCAGCAGACUAACACGGACACAAGUCUGGACAAGUCUGGAGUUUGUCAACGUGGUGGUAUGACUGGUGAUUUGACCGAUUGCAGUCGUUAUUAUCACUGCGAUAGGAAAGGAGCCGAUUUGAAACGUGGCGAUUGCCCACCGAAUCAGAUAUUUGAUCUGACCAAGUUUUCGUGUGUUCCAGGCAAAUGUUAAACUUUGUGAAACUUUAAUUUAUACGUUAACAAAACUUAGAUCUAAUAA